AGUAAAGUAAACAUGGGUCGACGUGGUCGUUGACUCUGAAAUCACCACUCAUUUGCUACCUCCUUGGCUUUGCUUUGACUUCAUUCUCUGUUCGCCAAAUCGCAAUGCCCUCACAGUUCUCCACCGCACUCAGCCUCACCACAAUCUCAAUUUCUUCCUCUUCAAGUGAUAGACACCAACAUAAUUCUGUCAUUUCGGCUGCAACCCAGAAUUGAAUUGGUUGUGAUGGGGGGUCAGUCCAGCAAAAUGACUACUAGCACUGAGGUUCCAACACCCAUCCAAAUGGGUACACAUUCUCUGUAUGCUGCUGAUUUGAGCUAUUAUGAAGCUGCAUGUGUUGAGGAUCCAAACUUGCAAUCCUUCGACGCUACCAUUCAGGAGCGAACCAAUAGGGUGAUAAGCUCUCUUGCUAGUGGGGUUGAGGUUCAUUCCAUAUCUAUUGACUCACUAGGAGAAGUCACUGGUAGUCUUCUUGAAAUGAACCAGGAAGUUGUCAAGGUCAUUCUCGAGUGCAAGCAAGAUAUAUGGAACAAGAAGGACCGGGAUUUAUUCUCCUUGGUGGAUGAUUUUUUUGAGAACAGUCUUCAGACAUUGGAGUUCUGCAAUGCUCUUGAGAAAUGCUUGAAACGAGCGCGUGAAAAACUGGUUAUUGUUAAGUCUGCAAUGACUUAUUUUGAGGACGAGGCGCAGAAUGAGGUUGGAGGGUCAACUUAUGUAAAGACAUUGCAAGGGCUUAAGGAUUUCAAGGAAGCUGGGGACCCUUUUACUGAAGAGUUUUAUUCCUUGUUUCAAUCAGUGUUUGCACAACAGGUAUCAAUGCUGAAGAAAUUGCAAUCUAGAAAGCACAAGCUUGAUAAGAAGUUGAAAUCCCUCAAGACAUUGAAGAGGGUGUCAAGUGUCAUUUUCGUGGCUGCUUUUGUCUCUGUGUUGAUUUUCUCAGUGGUGGCAGCUGCAAUUGCUGCACCACCUGUGAUAACGGCUCUGGCUGGUGCGUUGGCUGUUCCGAUAGGCUCAGUGGGAAAAUGGUGUAACUCACUCUUUAAGAAAUAUGAGACAGCUCUGAAGGGCCAACGAGAAGUAAUCAAUUCAAUGCAGGUUGGUACUUACAUUCAAUUGGUGGACUUGAAAAACAUCCGGGUUCGAAUCGAGCAAUUGGAAAUAAAGAUGGAAUCCAUGUUGCAAAAUGCUGAUUUUGCUCUUACAAAUGAGGAUGGUGUAAGGUUUGCAAUUGAUGAGAUUAAGAAGAAAAUAGAAACUUUUGCGGAUAUCAUUGAUUCUUUGAGUGAGCAAGCUGAUCAAUGUAGUCGUCAGACAAGGAAAGCAAGGACAGUGGUUAUACAAAAGAUUAUUAAAUAUUCUGGUUGACAACAGCUAUGUAUUGAUUAAUUUCUCUAGCUGCUGUCUACUUGUACUCCUACUAUAAGGUAAGUACUUAUUAAACACCCGGCUUAUAACUGCAUGAUUUUGAAGAAAUAUGAAAAUAUUAACUUGUGCA
Molecule: messenger RNA, 1495 nt
Organism: Lotus japonicus
Lineage: Eukaryota; Viridiplantae; Streptophyta; Magnoliopsida; Fabales; Fabaceae
Product: UPF0496 protein At2g18630-like
Exons: 2
Coding region: 226-1365 (379 amino acids)
Source: RefSeq, a predicted model, not a curated record